Messenger RNA from Phytomonas sp. Hart1, 1055 nucleotides. The record is from the annotation of a GenBank genome assembly. Lineage: Eukaryota; Euglenozoa; Kinetoplastea; Trypanosomatida; Trypanosomatidae.
GUUCAAGAUUUUGUGCUUUUGUAACAAAGUAUUAUUAUUAUAGGGACUCUGACUUAUAUUUUAAGAGCAGCAUCCGACUAUACUUUUAUACCUAACCUUCAUUAUAAAUCAAAUACACUUGUACUUCUGUGAUAAUGCAGCAGCAGCAACAACCCCAUUCUGAUUGUGUGGCUGUUUUCAAGCUUAUCAUUGUUGGCGAUGGUGGGACAGGAAAGACGACCUUCGUAAAGCGUCAUCUCACCGGGGAGUUUGAGAAGCGCUACGUGGCGACGGUCGGGGUGGACGUGCAUCCCCUCACUUUCUACACCAACCGCGGGAAGAUUUGUUUUAAUUGUUGGGAUACGGCCGGUCAGGAGAAGUUUGGUGGGCUCCGCGACGGUUAUUACAUCGAAGGACAGUGCGCGAUUAUCAUGUUUGACGUGACCAGCCGAAAUACCUAUAAGAACGUUCCAAACUGGUACCGUGAUAUUACGCGUGUGUGUGAUAAUAUUCCCAUCGUGUUGGUAGGAAAUAAAGUAGACUGUGCAGAUCGUCAGGUGAAGGCGAAGAUGAUCACAUUUCAUCGGAAGAGGGGUUUGCAAUAUUUUGAUAUCUCCGCCAAGUCAAACUACCACUAUGAGAAGCCAUUUGUGUGGAUCGCAAAGAAGUUGGCGAAUGAUCCCAACCUGGAGCUGGUAGAGCUACCGCCUUUGGAUGUGAGUGCGGUGGCCAUGUCUCCUGAGCAGAUAGCUGAGGUCCAGAGGCAGCAGUUCGAACUGGAGAACGCUCCACUGCCGAUGGGCGAUGACGAAUAAAUAGAAAUAUAAAAGGUUUAUUAUUCUGUAUGUCUUUUUUUUUAAAUGGGACCGGGGAAUCUUAUUUUGAUAAGUAAUGAUCAGAGUGUAAUACAUGCUGAGAUGGUUUUUGUUAACCUUGUAUUAUGCCUUCCGAGGAUGGAUCUUAUACAAUUUACAUAAUAACCUCUCCUAUUUGAAUAUUUUUAAUAAGGUAAGCUUAAUUGGGUAAAAGAGUCGAUUAUUUAAAGAUUGUGACAAUAAAGGCCUUCGGCCAGAGGA